AAAUAGAUCAAAACCAAGUUUUGUUAAACAGUAACAGAGAGAGAUAAAUAAAACAAAUUUAAUUUAGUUGUUUUAAUAAUCUUCUCAAGCGUGUUGUAUACAAAUAUAUAUUAAGCUUAUUGGUGGAGAGGAAUGCUUGUAGAUUCCACUUCUCUUUUACCUUUUUUUUUUCUUUUUCUCCUCUCUUCUUCUAGCUCUCUGUAUUUGUUAUUGAAGAUGGAGAGCUACUACAAGUGUAGGUUUUGCUUAAAGAGCUUCGUCAAUGGAAGAGCUUUAGGUGGUCACAUGAGAUCUCACGUGCCGAGUUUUCAUAAGUUUAGCAUUCAAGAAGAGGAAGGGGAAAGGGCGAGUCAACUCAAUGAUGAGACAGAGUCAGAUGUUUCUUCGUCUUCUUCGAUGAUGGAUCAAAAGGUUGCUAAUGAAAGCGAGACCGAGUCGUCGUCGUCGAUGAAAAUUACACGAAAACGAUCCAAGCGAACUCGGAAACUGGAAACGUUCACGACCAAGAAGAGCAAGACGAGUCAACUCGGUUACAAGACCGAGCCUGAGUGCGAACCUCCUCACAGCUCAGCUUCUGAUACAACGAGAGAUAAAGAUCUCGCCUUUUGUCUCAUGCUGCUCUCAAGAGACAAAUGGAAGAACAGAACCAGUAGUAAGGAAGUAGUUGAAGAGAUCAGCACAGAAGGUCACAACAAAUGGAGCAAGAAAGGAAGAUUUACGUGCGAGACUUGUGGGAAAGUGUUUAAAUCCUAUCAGGCAUUAGGUGGGCACAGAGCAAGCCACAAGAAGAACAGAGUUUCGAACAAAACAGAGCAAAGAAGCGAAACAGAGUUUGAGAACGUGGUUGUUGUUGUUGCUGCUGCAGAGAAGAGGAUCCAUGAAUGUCCGAUAUGUCUUAGAGUCUUUGCAUCGGGACAAGCACUUGGAGGUCACAAGAGAUCUCAUGGAAUUGGGAACUUGUCUGUAGAUCAUCAUCAAGUACGAGUGGAGUCAGUGAAACAGAAGAGGAUGGUAGAUCUUAAUCUUCCUGCACCAACCCAUGAAGAAGAAGUCUCUAUUGUGUUUCAGUAAAUGCUGAAUAAAGGUAAACAGGCUUUGCGUGAUUCGGGUCGUUCAAAUUUUCGUAAAUUUUGAAUCUUUAAAAAAAAAACCAUUAUAAUAUUUUGGGGUGGAAGUUGAACUAGAAAAAAUGUUUAUUCAAAAUGCAAAGGAAGCCACUUUUACAUGUUCUAACGCCAAUUCUUUUUUCGUAUUGGCCUCACGUCGUGUUGCCUAGCCAUAUCAAUCAAAGAACAUUCAAAUAAGCGUCUACUUGCUUUAUAAACUUUUCAUGUAUAUGUUUAUGUUGUAUUAUAUAAUUUCGGGCGAGUUCUUACUACUACUCUGUUAUUGAAAACUACUAGUAAUACUAAUAAUAGAGUUAUACUUUUAUAA
Messenger RNA from Raphanus sativus (radish), 1434 nucleotides. RefSeq names its product zinc finger protein ZAT9. NCBI's taxonomy places the organism in Eukaryota, Viridiplantae, Streptophyta, Magnoliopsida, Brassicales, Brassicaceae. The record is from RefSeq and is a predicted model, not a curated record. The coding region runs from base 133 to 1071 and encodes 312 amino acids. Gene Ontology annotation, biological process: regulation of DNA-templated transcription. The transcript has a single exon.